AUGCCCAUAAUAGGAAAGAAGAAGUCCGCAGACAAGAAGAAAGGGGUAAAAAUAAGCAAAGAAGCACGUGCGCAAGCCGCUGAAAAAUUCAACAUUCUUCAGCGCAACGAAGAAUUAAAGCGCGAAAUUCAAUACAGCGCUGAAGCUGUCCGACGCCAUGAGAAAAAAUGGCGUGAAAUGCUGCACCGCAUUGCUGUCCCACAACUACGCAAUGAAGUCGAAUAUGCAUGGCACAUUUUUGAGUACAUUAUCGAUUCGAAGGAUUUUACGAUCUCGUUACUGCUCGACGAGUUGACGCAGUCUGAUCAACAAUAUGAACGCAAAGUAAAGGCACAAGUGGACAACAUCGAUCGACUUAUCACGUUAUACAUUGAUCAAAUUAACGAUAUCUGGGAGGAGUCCAGGAAGGUAAUCAUGGCGCUGUACAAGGCUGCUACGUUUGAAAGCAAAGCAGUUUUGGAAAGCGUUAUGGACCAUGAGGACUACCUCAAGACGAUGCUGUAUAGUCAGGAUGAACAACGGAAGGAAAGGACCAAGAUAGAUCGGGGCGCUUAUCUUGCUCAGCUGGAAGUGGAAAAUACAAAAUUGUAUGAUGUUACUUCUAGGUACAUCGGUGAAGUGAAUUUGAUCUGGCAGAAGAUGUGGAAUGAAGCAGAAGCGUUUCACAAGCAAUUCACCGAGGAAUUCCGUCAAAGAAAAGAGCAGUUUUUUGCCCUAGAUGCACAGGAUCAAGAAGUUACCAACGCUAUUAGGAAUUCAUGGCAUAAAAUUGGUAGACAUUACGCUAAAAUUAAGAACCUCAAAGAUCAAUUCGGAGAAUUCGAGACAAAACAAAAUCGAGCAGUUAAGGAUUUAGCGACUGAAGCAAAUUACUACGAGAAACAAUUCAGGUUGCAACAAAAGCUCUACGACGAAGAAAGGGCUUUGGACAAAGAGAAUCUAACAUCUCUGUGCCUUCAAAGUAACGAGAUCAUAAAUACGAUGAAGGAAAUUGAAAAGAAAGGUACAAAAUUGCUGUCAUUCUCUGAUGUUUGCCGAAAAUUGGAAACCAAGGAAGAGAAAAUACUGUCGUUUCCCCUGUACGAAGAUAAAACUAGUAAUAAGAAGAAUUUUAACCACGAGAGUGACCAAGCAUACAAAGAUAUGGAAAUCUUUUGGAAUAGAGUGGCGAGUGUUGAAGUAUGUCGCUAUAAACUCGCAGGAGAGUGCGAUUUUCUUCGGAAAGAAAACCAGAGACUGAAGAAGGAGAUAUCAAAGUAUUGUGGUUGCUUAGACCAGGAACCAAAAGUACACGUUUUGUAUGGAAAGUGUUCACUAUUUGGCAAAUACACCUAA
Dalotia coriaria is the source of this 1335-nucleotide messenger RNA. RefSeq names its product dynein regulatory complex subunit 2. Lineage: Eukaryota; Metazoa; Arthropoda; Insecta; Coleoptera; Staphylinidae. Gene Ontology annotation, biological process: regulation of cilium movement; cilium-dependent cell motility; axonemal dynein complex assembly. The coding region runs from base 1 to 1335 and encodes 444 amino acids. Gene Ontology annotation, cellular component: axonemal dynein complex; axoneme. The record is from RefSeq and is a predicted model, not a curated record. The transcript has a single exon.